Molecule: messenger RNA, 348 nt
Organism: Botrytis byssoidea
Lineage: Eukaryota; Fungi; Ascomycota; Leotiomycetes; Helotiales; Sclerotiniaceae
Exons: 2
Coding region: 1-348 (115 amino acids)
Source: RefSeq, a predicted model, not a curated record
AUGAACAAUGUACACCCAGGCACUACUAUUGACCGAAUAUUGCACGACAUGGAAGUAUUCAUUGCCCUUCAUGGGUCAUUGAGUUAUGAGGUCGAAAUUACUGAACUUGCCCCCAGCUCGGAAUCAGGAAAAGAAGGUUAUGAGGCGGAAGUCUUUGAUGAAUUGAUGUAUGGCCCGGUUAAAUGGUUCGAAUACGCCCAAGAUCAGGAGAAAGAAGAGGAGGCGGCGAUAAAACAGCGGAUACGGGAGACAUGGGUGCAGAAGUGGUAUGUAAAAGUGAAACAACGGGAUGCAGACGAGGAAGUUCUGGCUCCAUGGGCACGAGAAGGCAAAUUCAAGUACGAUUGA